CACGAGGGAUCACAAGCUCUCACAAGAACACAGAGAGAGGGAGGGAGGGAGGGAGAGAGAGAGUUGCAGCAAUGGGAAGGAGUCCAUGCUGCUCAAAAGAGGAAGGGUUGAACAGAGGGGCUUGGACUGCUCACGAAGACAAGAUGCUCACGGACUACAUCAAACUUCACGGAGAGGGGAAGUGGAGGAACAUUUCCAGAAAAGCAGGUCUGAAGAGAUGUGGGAAAAGUUGCAGGCUGAGGUGGUUGAAUUACUUGCGGCCUGACAUCAAGAGAGGCAACAUCACCAGCGAUGAAGAAGACCUCAUCAUCAGGCUUCACAAACUCUUGGGCAACAGAUGGUCUCUCAUUGCGGGAAGACUUCCAGGGCGAACAGACAAUGAAAUCAAAAACUACUGGAACUCCAAAUUAGCCAAGAGGGAACAUGGUGGGAAGAAGCCAAUCCCCUCCAAAACUGAGAAGAUCAAACCGAUCACCGCCUCCGCAGUGAUGCAGGACGAGACUCAGAACCUGGUGCUCGUCGGAGACUCCAUGCUUCGCAACACGGGAAUCGUUGCCCCGGCACCACCGCCAGCAAAUGGCGAGACGGCAAAGAGCAGGCAACUGUUGGAAUACGAAUCCAGUAACAUCUCAUCGCCCGCUUCCAUGUUUAGAGAAGAGCCCAACUUGGAGCCACUCAUGGUGGACUGCACUGUGGGGGAGCUGGACCUCCCGGAGAUUCUUGAUGGUUCUGAUUUUAGGUUCAAUGAGUUUGAAAACAUUUCUCCAGUGAUGAACACUGUUGAGAACGAGGGAAUGAGCGAGGACAACAACGCUGGAGGUGCUUCCCCUGGACAGGCACAUUACUGGUUGAACGAAGGAUUGGAGACGGAUAAUUGGAUCGCCGACCUCGCCGAGAUGAGCUCAGGUUUGGGAUCUCUCGAUUCGAUCCUGCACAAUGCCGAAGACUGGAUCCUAUAGAUUAAAACGCUUCGUUUUUGCGAGAAUAAUUUGAGUUUCUGAAAACGAUAGUCUCUCAGAGUGUGCAUCAAUACAUUGUAUACCUAGAAUUAAUCAUUGAAGUAAUAUUAGAAUGUUGUCU
Molecule: messenger RNA, 1080 nt
Organism: Rhodamnia argentea
Lineage: Eukaryota; Viridiplantae; Streptophyta; Magnoliopsida; Myrtales; Myrtaceae
Product: transcription factor MYB123-like
Exons: 4
Coding region: 72-959 (295 amino acids)
Source: RefSeq, a predicted model, not a curated record